Molecule: messenger RNA, 817 nt
Organism: Zea mays
Lineage: Eukaryota; Viridiplantae; Streptophyta; Magnoliopsida; Poales; Poaceae
Exons: 2
Coding region: 144-644 (166 amino acids)
Source: RefSeq, a predicted model, not a curated record
CCCUCGCUGUAGUCUACCUCCAACCGUAUAUAUUCCUCCAUCUCCCUAUAUAUAGCUCCACCGUAUUUACCCUAGCUACAACAAGUUGAUCACUUCUCUUCUUCUCCCUCUCCAGCACACAGUGCAAAGCAGGAGCGGGAAGCAUGUCAUCCCGUCACAUCCCCACGAAGCGCUCGACCAGGGUCGUCGUCCCCUACAACCCGGAGACCAGUGUUGGUCUCCAGGCGGCCCUCGUGGCGCCCGCGUCGGCGCACCUCCAUGUGGCCGAGCCCGUUCGCCGCAGUGCCCGCAUCAUCACCCUGCAGGCGGUGACAACCACCGACCGACGCCGCAACACCCCCUACUGCAUGAUGACCAGCUCCCGUUUCUGCGUCGACGAUGGUUCUCUCUUCUGCAAGCUCUGCGACCGCCGCAUGCACGACCGCAUCAUCUACAUGUACAUGAGCAUGGGGUUCUGCACGGAAGAGUGCAGGAAUGAGUAUUUUUUGGACUACAGGUGUAGGCUCACCAUGGCGACGGUGGAGGCCGAGGGCAGGAGCGAGGCAAGGAAGCCGGUGGAGGCGGCGGCGGCGACGACGGAGGGACAAGGUGUUGGCUACAGGCGCAUCUUCUUCACUUGUGCCGAGGUCGAGUCGUUCCCUUAGCUUAGCUUAGCUUAGCUUGAAACAACCAUGCAUAUUGUCGCUUGCUAAUAAAGCAGCAGCUCUAGUCCAAAUUCUGUGUAAGCUUGCACUCGAGGAUGAGUUUGGUACUGUUCAUGGGUUUCCAUCUUAUUAGCUAAGAAUUUCCUAAUAUAUAUCUUUCUCUGUUACAGCUA